AUGAAAGCUUUACGUAACCUCCUUAAUAAAGACUACGAAGACUUUCUGCAGCAAAAACAUGAUUAAAAUAAUCCGAACAAGCUGGUAACUAAAAGAACUGUGGCCACUAGGGAAUCAGGGAGACCCGUUGGAUCUAGAAUGUACCAAAGAAUUUCAAAACCUGAAUCAGCAAGUUAAAGUAUGGGAAAUCUAUUUGGAAAUGGGAAAGGUAGCUUAUUCACAAAUUCAAAACAUUCCCUUUAAUAGGAGGCAAGUCCAUAACUAACUGAAUAAUAAGAAAAAUUUUUGGUUAAACAAUAUUGGAGAUCUUUACUUCGCUGGCAAGGAUUUGAUGAUUAUCUGUUCUUGAGAGAUCCAUUGAAUAUAAAACAUAUAAAAGGAAGGGAUAUUUUAACAAAGAAUGAUGUAGUUGAAGAAUUGAAUUCAUAAAAUAUGCAUAUGCAAGUUAUGUAUCAAUCAGACAGCGGAAUGCAAGAAUAUAAGGAUUAACAUAGAAGAUUGCAGAUGCAAUAAUUAUAGAAAUUAUAUCAACCUGGAGAAGCUAAUUAUUAGAAAUUUAAUCCAGACAAAUAUAAGUAGACAUUUUUCGGCGGAAGAGAUGCAGCUAAAUUAUAAUAGAUAGUUUUUGAGAAUCCAAAGUUUGUAGAGUUUAUCGAAAAGAUACAAAAGUUAUUAUAGAUUAUGAAUGAGAAGAUGGUCGUCGAGGAAGUCAAUUAGAUUUCACCUAUCGGAGAGAGGAUGAUUAGAUUGUUAUGGAAAAUAGGAUGCUUGAACAUGUUUUUAGUUGGUUAUUACAUUCAUAAUAUGAUAUUGGAGAUAUAUGGCAAGGAGAAAUUGGCAUAUUCAAAUUGGAAAAAGGUAUUGAGAAUUUGUAAUAUGCAAGGGAAUCACUGUCAUAAAUAUAAACUAAUAGCAUAUAAGCACAUAUCAAAGAUUUGUAUUAAGCUUUAGUAGUAUGACAAAAGUUUAAUUUACCUCAAGAAAAUGCUGAAAUUGUCAUGGAUAGUUAAUGACACUAACUAUGAGAUCUUUACUUAUGAUAAAAUUUCAUUGUGCUAUUAUUACAAAUAGGAUAUGAAUAAAGCCAUCUAUUAUCACGAGAAGUUUGCAUAAGGGGAAUACGAAGAACCAGGAAAAGGCAUGAGAAAUGUAGGGGAGGCAGCAUAUUUAUUAGAUGCCAAAACUAAAGAAGGAUUUAUUGAUCAGAACUCUUAUUCUGAAGAUGAAUAUGAUUUAGAUGUAUUGUUACAGAAUGGUAAUCUUAAUAAGUGGGAAACUGAGAACAAGAGGAAGGAUCUCAAAAUAUUGGUCAAGAAAAUACCUAUAGAAUAUAAGAAAGGACAUAGUUUUGGCAAAAUUCAUAGGCCAACCAAUACAGUCAUUGAUUUUAGGCAUGCUAUGUUAAUACUUCAUCAAUUUUAAAAUAAAUAAUCUGUUCCUUUAGGACCUAUUUAUCAGAAAGAAGCACAAGAAUAGUAAGAGUCGACUGCUAAAAAGUUUAAAAAGAAAGACUAAACUCAAUCUUGUCAAUAUUUAUUUAAUCAAAAGAGCACAAAUAGAGUUGCAUCCAACUUUUUAUUACAAGAGGAAAUUAAAGAUUAAACUACAGGAGACACUUUGUGUUUUAAACCAUCUGAAAAUGUAUACUAUAUCAAAAAAAUGAUCAGAGUCUUUUAAUAUGAUCUUAAGUAUUUAUUAUAGAAACAAUCUCUUUUUAAAAACUCAACUGAUUGUAUAUGAUAAUAAUUAUAUGUUAAUUUAUUUAUAUAUUAAUAAUUACACCUAAAGUUUCAUAUGAAAACAAUAUCUAGUAUAAGAAGCUAAGUUUAGAAGUAAUGAAAGACAAUCUUUUACUAAAUAAGUAAGCUAAUAAUCAGAGAUUCAACAAAAUAAUAAAUCAUCCUACUUAAUAUUUUUACAUGAGCUAAAAUUCUUAAUCUAAUAAGCUUUAGAAAUAUUAUAACUACAUUGCACAUACUAAACUAAAAUACUUUAUAACAUUUCAAUUCUUCAUAAAUAAAGGGCAUGUAAUUUAGUUAUAAUGUUUUUUAUAGAUGGGAAGGUUGAUUAGUUAAUUAAAGAGUUUUCAUUAGUUUUGAUUAAAUUUAUGCAAUUACAGAUACACAAUAAUUAAAAAAAAAUAAGACUAUUACAAGGAGUUAUAAAAGUGUAUUAUGGACAGUUGUUUGAAAAAAAACCUGGCUUAUUACCUUAUUGGAAAUUGACAUUUAAGAAUAAUCUAAAAAGAUUAAAAUAUAAUAGAAUGAAAAUAUAUCAAAUGAAUGUUGACCAAAAUUUUGGAUUAAUCUUUUAUAAUCAGUUUCUUCUCUAGAUUAAAUUUUUAAUUUAAAGGCAUUAUCUUUACAGAUUAAGCAGUUGCAUAGUAAAAGCUAAAAAAUAAUCAUAUUUAUUAGUAUUAAAUCCAAAAUCUAAUUGGCAAGUAGAAAGUUGGGUCAAUACUGACUAAAGUUUAAUUUAAAUUUAAAGCAAUAAAAAAACUAUAUUGAAAAUUAAAAAAUGA
Messenger RNA from Paramecium octaurelia, 2521 nucleotides. NCBI's taxonomy places the organism in Eukaryota, Ciliophora, Oligohymenophorea, Peniculida, Parameciidae. The record is from the annotation of a GenBank genome assembly.